This is a messenger RNA of Anolis sagrei ordinatus, 5827 nucleotides long. RefSeq names its product cordon-bleu WH2 repeat protein like 1 (gene COBLL1). The record is from RefSeq and is a predicted model, not a curated record. Gene Ontology annotation, molecular function: actin monomer binding. NCBI's taxonomy places the organism in Eukaryota, Metazoa, Chordata, Lepidosauria, Squamata, Anolidae.
CCUUUCCUUGCUUGCUUCCUUCUUUCUCUCCGCCUUCCCUUUCGGCAUCCUAGCGGCGGGAAUGGAGGAGAGCAGCCCCUGACGGGGGAACAGCUGCUCCAGCCGUUUGUGGGGCGAAAGAAAAGGAAAGAGAGAGCCAAAGAAAGGCUCCCUUCCUUCCCGAGGGAGCGGGAAAAGUGGGAAGAAGGCGCGCUGCUUGCGGGGCUCUCUCCAAGGGCGGCUCUCUUGCGUUGAGGCUUUGGGGGAGAAGUUUUCCAAGGUGGGGUUGGUUGUGCGCCGGGGAAGGAGGAUGCGAGGCCCCACGGGGAACCCCUACUGAGGCUCCCCAAGGCGGGCGAGGAGGAGGAGGAAGAGACACAGAGAGGCAUGGACAGCCAGCCGUGCGCCGCCUCCACCCGCCUGCCGCCCUCUGGACGGAAAGCCAAGCCUAAAGCUCCCCUUCCUCCACUGGAGAAAAGGAUCACUGAUGGUUCUUUUGAUGAUUCGGAAUUAACUAACUACACUAUGGAACAAAAAGAAAACAUAAUUGACAGGGACAUUGAGCUUUCCGUGGUUCUUCCCGGGGAUGUGAUCAAGUCAACAACUGUUAAUGGCAGCAAGCCAAUGAUGGACUUACUAGUAUAUCUUUGUGCACAGUACCGUUUAAAUCCAUCAAGCCACACUAUAGAUCUGAUGUCAGUAGAUAAGAAACAGAUCAAAUUCAAACCAAAUACACCCAUUGGGAUGCUUGAAGUCGACAAAGUGAUUUUAAAGCCGAAACAAAUGGAUAAGAAGAAACCCAUUCCUGUUGUCCCGGAGCAAACAGUGAGAGUAGUGGUAAACUACAAGAAGACACAGAAGACGAUUGUCAGAGUUAGCCCUCAUGUACCACUUCAAGAACUCCUCCCAAUUAUCUGUAGCAAAUGUGACUUCGAUCCUUUACACACUGUGUUGCUGAAGACCUACCAAUCUUCUGAGACACUUGACUUGACAACAUCUCUUAAUGUCCAUGGUCUGAGAGAAUUAUAUGCAAUGGAUAUCAGCAAAUCUACACCAACUACUGAAUUCAGCUUCUCAUUACAAGACUGUCAAAACUCACAAAAUUCAGAUGUCUUAAGGGAGAAGGAAAAUAAAGGAUUCUUCAGCUUUUUUCAGCGAAACAAAAAGAAACGAGAACAAACUGCCAGUGCUCCUGCUACUCCGUUAAUGAGCAAGCCAAGGCCUACCUUCAUCACGAAACCCAAUACAGUUUCCAAACACUACGACUCCAGCACGUUACCAUCUGAGAUGCCAAAGAAGCGACGAGCACCCUUGCCUCCUAUGCCUGCUUCUCAAAGUGUGCCCCAGGAUCUCGCACAAACUCAGGACAGACAUGCAACAUGUGUGGUAAAAUCGAGCAGUGUGGAUGAAACUGACAAGGGACUUUCAGGGAUAGGUAUAGUGAGAACAGGGUCUCUACAGCUCAGUGGCACAUCAUCGGUGAAUUCUUCUCUGAGGCGGGCCAAACGCAAGGCACCAACACCACCCCCCAGAAAAUUGCAAGCUCAAAGUGACAACAGCAUUGAGACUGGAUCCGAAUCAGCAGAAUCAGUUCACACAGAAGGCAGAGAAAGAUACUCAGAAGUACCAUCUCCAGCAGGCAAUGUAGUUGAUCUAACCAGGACUGCAGUGCCAUCAGGCUUCUCUGAACCAACCAGUCAUGAUCAAAACAAUAUCCAGCAAGUCCCAGAUGAAGGUAGUCGAUUGGGUAGUCUUGAUACGCCAGAUGAAUCUGAAAUCUCUUUCAAAUCUGACAUUGGCUCUGAAUAUAGCUUGGAAGAGAUCGAUGAGAAAGAAGAAAUGCAUGAAGAAAAUGCAGAUACCUCCCUUACUGGACAAGAGGUUUCUACCUCCAUCAGCUCUCCCAAUGUUCCACUGGAUAUUCAAAGAAAUGAGACUAUUCCAUUGGUCUCGAAUUCUGGCACUAGUGCUGAAGCUAAAAGACAGGAUUCAAAGGAAGAAAAAAUAGAAAACAUGAGGGCAGAUGACAAAGAUGAAUAUAAUCAGAAACCUAGAGAAAAGUCUACAGUUGACAGUGGGAAGCUGCAUGGAUCAUUACAGACAAAUAUAAAAAUAGGUCACGGUGAUACAACAUCCCUUCCAACAAUGACAGAUGAAAGACAAUACGAUGUAGUGGGAGUGAGAGAAAAUAAAACACUUGAAGUGUUAAACUGUGAAACCUGUCAAGAUGAUACCUCUCUAAAUCAGGAACACAAUAUGCAAGCACUUCUAAGAACGCAUGAGCAAAAAUGGGAUUGCUCCAGUGUGGAGACAGUAAAGACUCAGGAUGUUGCAAUUCAGGCAACCCCAUCUGAUAAUAAUGUAGACCAGACUGCACUAAGUAAGAGCAUGGAUCCUCAGGGUUAUAAGUUGGUCAGUCACAAAGAGUCAACCCAUAUUCAGAAACCAGUUGUGCCGAAUCAGUCCUCAGGGCUCCUAAACAGGAUGCAGGAGACUGUUGGAACAUUGACAGAGCAGAGCUACCAGAAGCACCAAGCGGUUCAAUGUAGAGCAAGCUCUAAUGGUGACCAAAGUCAUACAUUUGAAAAUGAUGACUCUGUGCCAACACAGAGAGUUGUCAAAAGUCCGGUUAGUUCCCCCACAGUGGGUUAUCCUCUUUAUCGUCAAGACUCAAAGCCUAAACCUAAGCCUUCCAAUGAGAUUACAAGAGACUAUAUACCCAAGAUUGGAAUGACUACUUAUAAAAUAGUGCCUCCAAAAUCCCUGGAAAUAGUUAAGAACUGGGAAUCAGAUACUGUAGAGAAUCAAGAAGCAUCAGGUUUGCACGUGUCUCCUAAGAACGAGAAUUCUCAAGAGUUUGGCACACAAACAGAAAUUCUUGAUACAAUAAAAAGCCCAAAUGAAACAGGAUCGGGUUUUAGAAAUGAAGUUAGGUUGCCAGCAAAUGACCCACCAGCUAAGACCUACGGUAUUGUGGAUAAUGUGACACUUGCCAAAGGCAAAAAAGUAGAAGCAGAACAUUCCAAGCCUAAUCCAGGGCAUCUAAUCGCUCCCUUGGUGCUAAGCACAGAAAGCAAAAGUUCUUCACCUCCUGCAGUGCGAGAAAAACCAAUUAUCUUAAGUCCUCCAGCAAAGCCAAACAAUUUUUAUUUGCAGAUGCAAAGGAGGAUUUCUAGUCACUAUGUAACAUCAGCAAUUGCGAGGAGCAGUUCUGUUAGUACCUCUACUCAGAGUGAAGCGAAGACUACAGAGACAGAGAAAAAGUUGGUAUCACCAGAUCAAAAUUCUUUUCCUUUUCCUCAGCUAGUUAGUUCUCCUUCCCAGUUAGUGGAAGAAAAGACUGAAAAUGGCCAUAUUGAGGAAAAAACUGAAGUCACCAGUUCUGCUCUCCAGAUGCAAAAGCCUCUGAAUUCUCCCCCUUCCCAGCCUCCUCCAGUAAAUCUAAAGACUUUAAGGACUUUUGUUUUGCCACAACCAUAUUCAAGUUCCCGGCCCUCACCUUUCGCCCUUGCUGUGUCAUCGGCAGUUAAGAGAUCCCAGUCAUUCAGUAAAACAUACAACACUGCACCCAGGCCAUUAAAAGAGCGCCCUGCUCUCGAUCGCCCCUCAUCCAUGUUCAGCCCUGAGAUGAAGGACCAUUCUCCUUUACCAAGUCCAACGGGGCCAACACAACGGAAUGUACUAGAGAAGGAAAAUAAUUGUGCAAGCUAUGAGCAAAGCAGGCAAGUCCCCUCUCUGCCUGGCCACCCAACGACUCCUGCCUGUGAGAAAGGCCCCGCCGUGACUCUCGAGCGUCCUGACCCAGAACAGAUCCACCAGAGCUUGCUGGCUGCAAUUCGCUCUGGAGAAGCUGCUGCCAAAUUGAGAAGGGUUGCUCCUCCAUCAAAUACUGUCGCUAUCAAUGGAAGAUCCAGCCUCAGCUCGGUGCCCAUAGAAGCAAGAUAUAGUCAUCACUAGAACUUCAUGCCAAACAUUUUGCACUUUAAUCACCACUGCAUAGACCUACUGCAUAAACCUACUUCACAGUUAAUUGUUGAAGACGAUGCAUUCGUGCAGGGUUGUGUUGGAAUAUAUUAUCAAGUGAAGCAUAGAAACUUCACAAGAUGCCUCAAAGAUAUUUUAGACUAUAAUUUAUAGCUUUUUGGGUCUUUUCUCUUUAAAGCUGAAAAUGCUAUUUCAGAACUCAUAACAAGGCAAAGAAGAUUUUGAUUUUUCUUCUUCUUCUGUGAUAAGCAGAUAGGCUGAUUUCUGUUUUAUCCUUAAUCCAUUUUAUGUAGCAAUGUGUUGUAUAAUGUUGAUGUAUGAGUUUCGUAAUGUGUAUAACUGCUUAAUGAUUAUGUUCAGAAAUGUAUGACUUUAAAUAUAGGUCUGCCACCUGUUGCCUUGAUUGUUACAUUGGUAAUUUAAUGAUGACAGUGAGCAGAGAAUGCUCUUUGAAGCGCAAGGGAGCAAGUUUUCUUUAUCUAAAGAUGUAGGAUCAAGUCCUUCCGAUCGUGAGCUGGAUCAUACCUGUUUUGAAUCGGCAUUUUUGUUAUAGUGUAUGUCUAAUGUCAAAGUAAAGAAAUAAUAUAGGUUUCUCUGGUCAACCUGUUCAACACUAUAUAUGGGGGUUUUUUUGCACAUACAUCAUUGCUGCAUGGUCUUAAUGAUCACUACAAAGUGCCUUGAUGCUCCUCUAUGCUACAACUCUACCACAUCUGCUUUCCAGGAGUGGCAGCUAAGUCUGUAUCACUGGACUGUGUAAGAGAGGGCUUGUUCAAUAUUGGGACCUGCAAACAUUUUGGUUUUCAGUUCCCAGAAACACCAGACAAUUCUGCUGGUGGUAAGGGAUUGUGGGAAUUGUAGUCAAAGGAAAAAAAGGAGCUAAAGCUUCCCCACACCUACUCUCAGGUGAAUAGUUCAGAGCAGAUUCACAUAACCAGAAAUCCAGAAAAUGGAUGACGUUUUUCAUUUUCUUACCCGGAUGUCAAUAACACCCCCUGCUAUCCUGCCCUGCUGUUUGACCACUUGAAUGGAAAUUGCCAAUGGCAGGGAAACCCAGUAAACAAUUUAUAGCUCAAGUAUUUGGGAAUCGGUAUUGAGCUGGCAAGAAGCAUCCAAGAGUUUAAUAGAGCUCUGGGCUAUAGUGAGGACUGCAGAAGAUUAUUUGGAAGUUAAUAUAAAUUCAUGAGUAAGGAAAGAAGGCUGAGGAUCAGCAUUCUCAAGAGAGAGCAAUAUUGGAACAGAGCAUCUAAAAUUCAUUUGAACUAAGCUGGAAAUAUAUAAAGCAGUCAAAAUAGUUAAAUGCAAAAUUCUGUGCAUACAAGCUUCUUUUUUUCUAGUAGUCUUUAAAAUUGAUAUUUUAUUUUUAUGUCAGAGAACUUUUUUAAAUAUUUCUCUUAAAUUCAGGAAAUUAAAAACAGGGAAUGAAAAUCCAAACCUGUUUUCAUAAGUAGGUUAAAAAGGUGGUGGUGGUGGUGAUGAUGAUUUUUUGCAUUGUAAAAUCUCUUUUAAUGACAUUUUAAGCAAUGUCAGAGAAGUAGUUUGAUCAGUGUACAAACAAAACAGGAGUAGAACUGAAUACUGUAAUUGCUACUGAAGAAGACAUGUCAGAUUGGGGAGCAAUGCACAUACAGCAAAAUCCUCAGAAACAGGUGUGGCAUUUCUUUGUCUGUUCAUCUUUUCCUGUCACUGCUGUCAAAUUAAUGUUGCAUUUGUAUGGCAAAGCUAUUUGUGAUCCUAGCUCUGAUCAAGCAAUGGAAUUGUAGAUAACAGGCUGCAAAUACUGGGAUAUUUGCAAUGUUCUAAACUAAUUCAUGGUUUUGUUAAAUAAAAUUAAUUGUAUUUAGUUUUAUUCUUAAGUAAUGAA